Messenger RNA from Salvelinus namaycush (lake trout), 528 nucleotides. Its product is annotated as COMM domain-containing protein 10-like. NCBI's taxonomy places the organism in Eukaryota, Metazoa, Chordata, Actinopteri, Salmoniformes, Salmonidae. The transcript has 5 exons. Bases 1 to 528 code for a protein of 175 amino acids. The record is from RefSeq and is a predicted model, not a curated record.
AUGGUGGAGCUCAGAGAGCUAGACCACACAAUCCAGACAGAACAGACCCCACAAAACAGCCAAGCACAACAACAGCCCCCCCCAACAAGACCCAGAGGGCUGAAGGUAGAGAUGGACGCCUGUCUGAGACAGCUGGCUGCAUUCCGGAAUGAGGAAGAGCGCAUGUUCAGUGAGGAGGAAGAACAGAAACUGCAGAGUGCUCUGUCAUUGGACAAGCAGGCCCUCUGUCUGGUUCUUCAUUCUAGAACAGCAUGUUUUGAGCUAGACAAGGCUGUUUAUCAUAAUGUUAAGCCAGCCUCCCUGAAGCAGCAGUUUGAGAACAUACAUCUCUCCCCAGAGAAGGCGGAGGCCUUCUGCCGGGCCUGGACCACUGUCGGCCCAGAUGUCGUGGAGAAGGUCUGGCAGAGAAUUUUCACCCCCAAAAAGCCCAAUCCCGAGGUGAAGCAGGCAGACCUCCAGUGUACAGAACGAAACGUCGCCUCUCCAUCCAAGCCAGUCAGUGAGCAGCUGGAUAUACAUUAUCUCUAA